Molecule: messenger RNA, 1842 nt
Organism: Eurytemora carolleeae
Lineage: Eukaryota; Metazoa; Arthropoda; Copepoda; Calanoida; Temoridae
Product: ankyrin repeat, PH and SEC7 domain containing protein secG
Exons: 23
Coding region: 104-1696 (530 amino acids)
Cellular component (GO): cytoplasm; nucleus
Molecular function (GO): protein binding
Source: RefSeq, a predicted model, not a curated record
UAAGUAGAGAUAAGAAGCAUACAGUAUCGUCAAGAUAAGAGAAGUGCACAUAGGCCCAAGAACCUGAGGGGUAGAGGUUUGUGGUGCGUAUAUAAGUUGUAAAAUGAGCCUACGUGAAGUGGUUCGAAGAUCAAGACGGACUUUAUUUCAAGGAAAGGAACAAGCUACAGCCAGGUUGUCGUCAGCAUUUUCGAUGGGCAGUAUUCACGGGAUACAACAAAACUCAGGUAGACCUGUACAACGGAAUGAUAAAGGAUGGACUGUACUGCACCUUGCUGCUAUGUACAGCAAACCUCAAACUGUCAGAUUAUUGUUACAGCAGGGUUGUAAAUCAAGCGACAAGGAUAUUGACGGCAAUACACCCCUCCAUCUAGCGGCAGAAUUUGGAAACAGAGAAGCUGUUAGAAUUCUACUUCAUAACGGGGGAAAGGUUAAUGAGCGAAAUAACGAGGGAUUUACACCUCUACAUCUAGCCUCCAAAGCAGGAAAGGAGGAUGUUGUUCAUCUGAUUUUACAGCAAAAUGACAUAAAUGUUGAUGAAAAAUCAUCGGCUGGAAACCGAACUGCUCUUCACCUAGCAGCUGCUUAUGGAAGAACAGAAGUAGUAAGAGCUUUAAUACAGGCCGGAGCAUCCACGAGGUGUAAAGCUAGCCUGGGUUGGACGUGUUUGCAUUUCAGUGCUAGGGAAGGAAGACUUGAAACCGCUAAAGUACUUCUUAGAAGCGGAGCAAGGUUAGAUAUGGUGACAACAGGUCAGUGGACUCCAUUGAUGUUUGCUGCAGCUCAUAAUCAGAUUCAAGUUGCUAAGCUCUUUAUUCAGCAUGGAGCAGAUGUUGCAAAAGUAAAUCGGGAUGGAUUAUCUGCAGAAUCUAUAGCUGCUGGUAAAGGUUACAGUAGAAUGGUUUCUGUUCUACGCGGGGAAGAUAAUCAUAGUAGCAGUGAUCCUUCGGCAGAUGAUUCUCUUGCAAUUCAUCCUUUGAGUUCAAGUCGUUUAGAUAUUUGUCAGGCGGAAGAGCCGACAGCUGAAUUAUCAAACGAUGCAGAAAAUAUUGAAAUGAAUGAAGAUGAAAAACAAGCUUUUCAAUAUUUAAAUCUCCAGCUCUCUAACCUUAUCCAGGACUUGACAAAACACAAGGAAGACAGUAGUUUGAUGCUGAGUGAGAAAGAGGAGAAGAUUAUUUCUAUUUCAAACAAAUUGAUGGAAUCAAAACUACUGGAGGAACGACUCAGUCAGGAUCUGGAGAAAGUAAGGAAAGAUGUUCAGGACUUGACUGUGAAGGAAGCUGUCGCUAAAAAUGCAUUUGAAAAGUCAGCUAAAGCUGGAAAAGAUCAGGUGACCCAACUAGAACGGCAUAUAGUGAAUGUGAAACGUGAAAUUAUUGGUCUCUGUGAGAUAAGUAAACAACGAAUAGCUUCAGAAUACAGGGAGAACCAAGAUGGACCUGAAAGGUCUGUAAACAUUUCUCGGUCCAGUCACUCUAUAAAUAUUGAAUCAGAGAUAGAAUGUCCAAUUUGUUUUGAGCUCUCUAGACCUCCAAUCUUUCAGUGUCCAGAGGGUCAUAUAAUCUGUAGUGAGUGCAGACCCCGUGUAUCCAGAUGCCCAGUCUGCAGAUUCGAAUUCAAAGGUUUACCCAAUAUUAGGAAUAGAUAUGUGGAAAGACUAGCUCUGUCUUAUUUUGAAGAAGAAGAACAAUAAAAGUUAAAAAACUGUAGAGAUACCCACAAAAGAUGAAACUUCAGUGACGACUGUACAUCAUUUAUUCAAUCCUAUUUAAUAGAUACAUCUUGUCUUCAUAUUUUCUUUUUAUAAUAUAUACAUUAAAGAACAUCAUUCUAUAGACA